CCAUGGAGACGGAGAGCUGUUUGCCUUUCUCCGCCCAGAGCGGCGGGAGGACACCGGCCAACUCUCCGGGACUCGAGCGCGGCGGAGGCAGUGGUUCCGGCUCCGGCUCCUUUCUGCCCUGCGACGAGCUGCAGAAACCCUCCCAUCAUCCCGCUCCCCAUCCUGCUGUGGCGUCGCUUCCUCACCGUCUCGGCCUGCGCGGGGACCUGUACGCAGCCGCCUCCAUGGGCAGAUUUGGAGACGCUGCGGACUUUACGCACAGCUCUGCGGCCGCGUCUCCUCCCAAACACGGCAAGUUUCUGGACAGUUUGAGCCCGGACCACAAAGCGAUGAUAAGCGACAAAGCGGCGUUUUAUGAAAGCGGCUCAGACGUCAGGGAGAAAGGCGCUCUGAAAGCCGUGGUCUAUCCUGGGAUCGGCCCAGACUGCUGCGGCAAGCUGAAGGAGCAGAGCGGCGGCCUGCAGGGCGACUCCAUCGCCGACUCCAUAGACUUAUCGGGGAAAAGCAAGAAGCGGCGCAACCGGACCACCUUCAGCACCUUUCAGCUGGAGGAGCUGGAGAAAGUGUUUCAGAAGACACACUACCCCGAUGUGUACGCCCGAGAGCAGCUGGCUCUGAGGACGGAGCUCACCGAGGCCAGGGUCCAGGUGUGGUUCCAAAACCGUCGAGCCAAAUGGAGGAAACGGGAACGCUAUGGGAAAAUCCAGGAUGUCCGGAACCACUUUGCUGCUUCUUACGAUAUUUCUCUUCUCCCUCGUCACGAUGCUUAUCAGAUGCAGGGCAACCUGUGGCCAGGCACUGCUUCAGCUGCAGGGGGCAGUUCAGGUGCGGCCUGCGUCCUGGGAGCCGACUCCAUUCCAUCGUCCUGCAUGAGUCCGUAUCCUCACCCCCACAGCAACUUGCAGGGCUUCAUGAGCAUGCCUGCCUCCCCCAGCCACCCGCACCACCACCACCCGCCUCACCACCACGGCAUCAACGGCCUCUACUCCCUUCAUAGCUUCCCGGGAGGCCUCGGUCCGCCCGCCAUCGAGGGGCCGGAGGGUGACUACAAACCAACGGGUUUGGUGGCGCUGCGAAUGAAAGCCAAAGAGCCGGGCAGUAUCAUCUCCUGGCCCACAUGACCACCAGUGAUCCCCUUAACACACUGACUGAGCCAAAGCACACACAGCCGCAGAAACACACACCGCCCGCAUGUUUCGCUCCUGCCGUUUUUACAGAACACCAUUGGAAAAGUGAUGGAGAUUUGGAAACAUCGAUGCCUGCUUUGUCACCAGUUCCAGUUUGUUGUUGCAGGGAUGGGAUAAAAGAAGAAGAAGAAGUUAUUUAAGCAUGUAAAAAACUGUAAGUAUCAUAUUAAUCUGUGAU
Molecule: messenger RNA, 1365 nt
Organism: Poeciliopsis prolifica (blackstripe livebearer)
Lineage: Eukaryota; Metazoa; Chordata; Actinopteri; Cyprinodontiformes; Poeciliidae
Gene: alx3
Product: ALX homeobox 3
Exons: 4
Coding region: 3-1121 (372 amino acids)
Biological process (GO): regulation of transcription by RNA polymerase II
Molecular function (GO): RNA polymerase II transcription regulatory region sequence-specific DNA binding; DNA-binding transcription factor activity, RNA polymerase II-specific
Source: RefSeq, a predicted model, not a curated record